CUGGGAAGAGCUGCGCCAAACACAGCAUCGAGAGUCUGUCGGGGUUGGGCUCAUUGUAGGGAACAUCGUACUGUUGGUGCUGCUGUUCACGAUCUGGCUCCAGAUCAUGGUUCUGGGACCUGGUGUCCAGCCGAGACUACCUCCUUACAGGCUGCUGGAGGGAGCUGGUGGGCCGGAGUGUAUCGAGCCUCCUGCGGUGUUCUCGUGCGAUGAGAGAGGAUACCCUGUCUGGUGCUCGAACUGCCAGAGUAUCAAGGCCGAGAGAGCACACCACUCGACAAGGUUGGACCGGUGUGUGCCGAGAUUCGACCACUACUGUGCCUUCAUCGGCUGUGUCAUAGGCAAGAGAAACCACCGGCUGUUCAUGCAGUUCUGCGUUGUGUUUACGCUCUACUUUGUUUACAUCAUCACGUCCAUGGGCAUAUACUCCCGUGAUAUACAACGCAGGGCCGGGAGCCUGAACCCGAACAUCGUCGUGUGCCUGGUGCUUGCUGCCGUGUGGCUUGUGAUGGUGCUGGGGCUCACGGGCGAACACGUCUCGUACCUCGUCGCCAACAAGGCCACCGUCACCGUCAUGGACGCCAGGCGGAUCAAGAAACAACGCCUCGACGACCACCAGUACUACAGCGUCUCGACGAAGGAGGGCCGGUGCGUGGUCAGCUUGAGCAAGCAAGACUACAAGGUGUGGGAUCACGGCGUGGUCGCCAACAUGAAGAGCGUGCUGGGCCAGAGCCCAUGGUUCUGGGCCUGGCCCGUCGGCUCCCCCGUGGCCAACACGGGCAACCCACACGCUCGAACGUACGAUGAUAUCCUGGGCGACUACGCGGAGGCCCUCAACGAGGACUACAUCCUCCGAGCUGGCGAGGUUGCCGUGUAAAGUAUCGCCAGGCCAUUUUGAGAUGGCCCACUACAGGGGAAAACGUGAUCGCGAAG
Molecule: messenger RNA, 933 nt
Organism: Williopsis jadinii
Lineage: Eukaryota; Fungi; Ascomycota; Saccharomycetes; Phaffomycetales; Wickerhamomycetaceae
Gene: PFA5
Product: palmitoyltransferase PFA5
Exons: 1
Molecular function (GO): palmitoyltransferase activity
Source: RefSeq, a predicted model, not a curated record